Mycena indigotica is the source of this 1131-nucleotide messenger RNA. RefSeq lists its product as uncharacterized. NCBI's taxonomy places the organism in Eukaryota, Fungi, Basidiomycota, Agaricomycetes, Agaricales, Mycenaceae. Bases 1 to 1131 code for a protein of 376 amino acids. The transcript has 15 exons. The record is from RefSeq and is a predicted model, not a curated record.
AUGGCGCUGGCAGGCAACUUGACAAACUCGGUCAUCCAGUUGACACCUGCCUCCGCCGCCUUUGUCCGGAACCGUGUUGACACGCUGGGACCAUGGGUCCUCGGCGCGUUUUCGGACUGCAUCCUGCUUGGAGUCGUCUUCUCCCAAGUGCGGACAUUCUUCGUGACCCGCGCUGUCGGGCGGACGCUGUUUCAGCGGUACUGCUAUUGGAUGGUAUGGGUUGUGCUAGGCCUGUCUAUCGCCAAGACGGUGCAGGAAAUGGCCGUCGUAUGGGUGCUGCAUGUCCACGACUACGCCAAUCCAGAUGUUGCGCGGACGCGUGUUUCCAGUGCAUGGUGGCAAGUAACUACUCCGUUAAUGACGGGCAUCAUCGGGUUUACCGUUCAGUCAUUCUUUUGCCUUCGCUUUUAUUUACUUUUGAGAAACUGGCUAUUCGUGCUUCCCAUAGCGUCUGCGAUGCUGUUAGGUAUCACUGGUAUUAGUCUGGCUGUCUUCUACAUCAUGAACGACGACGCUAUCCUGAAAGUCCGUUGGUUAUCAAUUCAUCUGGUUGGCGUUUUCGUCGCAGACCUCCUUAUCACGACGGGGACAUUGAUGGCACUAAGGAAACGAGCCCGUGGUCUUGAACGGACGACUGUGUUGAUCAACCAGCUAGUCAGGAUGGUUUUCGAAAGUGCUAUUCCACCAACGGUCAUUGCAGCAGUGGACCUCAUUAUGACCCAAACGCUAGGCGGCGGCCCCAAACUUCUUUGGCAUCUGCUGCUCAAUUUCACCUUGGGCAAAGUCUACGUCAUCAGCCUGCUUUACACGCUCAACUCGAUAAACGAGUACCGCCAGAAGCAUUCCGACACCAGCAAUCAGGAGAUCAUCACUGCCGACGGUCAUACCAUACUCGGGAUGAGCGGCGCACGGCGGAACAACGUCGAGCUGGGACACCUCUCGCGGAGCGGACUGGGCAGCGACCGUCCGGGCUCCGAGAGCAAGAUUUUCAUCCAAACGCAGGUUUCCACCCAUGUCUCCCCCUCAUCUGUGCAAAAACGACCGAUAGAGCUACACAAGCCACAACUCGACAAUGGGCGGUCGUCGACCCUGCUUGAAGAUGAGCCGGCGUUCGUGGCGAAGGCGUAUUGA